Molecule: messenger RNA, 4165 nt
Organism: Cylas formicarius (sweet potato weevil)
Lineage: Eukaryota; Metazoa; Arthropoda; Insecta; Coleoptera; Brentidae
Product: ATP-binding cassette subfamily C member 4-like
Biological process (GO): transmembrane transport
Cellular component (GO): membrane
Molecular function (GO): ATP hydrolysis activity; ABC-type transporter activity; ATP binding
Source: RefSeq, a predicted model, not a curated record
GCCCUCAAUUAAUAUCAAUCAUUGUUUAUCGUCAAUGCAGAAAUAAGAUAUUUUUCAAAUUAGCGCGGUCAUCGUGGCGAUUCUUUUGCGGGAACGAUGGAUCACUAUGGGAAGACUGCGAGGAAGCAGAAUCCCAGGGAGAAAGCAAACAUAUUUUCGUUGUUGACGUUUUCGUAUACUGGAGGUUUGUUCAAGAAAGGAGUGAAGAGGGACUUGAUCGAGGAUGACAUAUACGACGUUGUAGGAGUAUGUGGGGCAAAGAGAAAUGGAGACAGUUUCGAAAAAAAAUGGAGUCUUGAGCAACAAAGGAAAAAUCCGUCCAUUAUUCAUUUACUGUGGGUGUGCUUUGGAAUUCGGUACACGUUUUUAGGACUAAUACACUUAUUUGCCAAGCUUAUUAACAGCAUCUACGAACCUGAAUCAAUCGGAAAACUAGUCUCUUACUUCAACCCCAACCAGACCAAGCUCACAUUCAACGAUGCCGUUUACUAUGCCUGCGUAAUGAUCGGAUUGAAACUCUUCCACACCUUCUACUUCCAGAACUACGUCAUAUAUCUGCAGCAACUAGCGAUCCAGAUCAGGACGUCGUUUUGUUCUCUGAUAUAUCGGAAAGCUUUGAAACUGACACCUACCGCAAUGAACGAAAUUAGUUUGGGCAACAUUAUCACCGUUAUCACGAAAGACGUGUUGGUAUUUGAACAGUCUAUUUUCCUGUUCAACGACAUGUGGAUCGAAAUUAUUCGAAUCGGGGUGAUUUGUUACCUUAUCUACAAUAAAAUGGGUCCUGCUGGAUUUGUCGGAAUCGCGGUACUCCUCACUGUGGUACCGGCACAAGUGUACGUCGGAAAAAUGAUAAAAAACCUCCGGUUGGAUCUCAGCAAGAAAACUGACGAACGUCUUCAAGCCACGCAGGAAACAUUGUCGGCAAUAAAAAUGAUCAAAAUGUACACUUGGGAAAAGGUGUUUUGCAAAAAGGUAGAAGAAAAAAGAACGAAGGAAAUGAAAUUUUUGAUGAAAUCCUUCUACCUGAGGUCCCUUAAUUUCAUUAUAGGCAUAUUCACUUCCAAGGUUGGGUUUUACGCUCUGAUCAUGACUUACAUUUACAUCAACGUAAAUGCCGACGCCGAAGUCAUUUUCUACGUAAUGAAAAAUUUUAAAGAUUUGCGCCAUUCCAUCGCGAUUUUGAUCCCGAUCGGUUUGGGGAGGGGAGCGGAACUUGUCGCUUCGUCCACACGUAUCAACAAAGUAUUGAAAUGUCCAGAGGUCGAAGAAGAAAACCGUCGCGACUACGAGAAACCAAAAUUAAAACUACAGGACGUGUCUUUGAAGAUCAAGAAUAAGGAAAUUUUGAAGAAUGUUUCGAUCGAGCUUGGAUCCGGACUUACGGUAGUGACCGGACCUUUGGGGUGCGGAAAAAGCGCUUUGCUCAAGGUGUUCCUCAAAGAUUACCAGAUAACCGACGGGAAAAUAUUUUCGGAAGGUGUCUUCUCGUAUUGCUCGCAAGAUCCGUGGCUGUUUCCGUCAUCUAUAAAACAGAACAUUCUGUUUGGCGAGCCGUACUAUCAAGAUAGAUAUGACGCUGUCAUUAAAGUUUGCGCUCUUCAAUACGACUUUGAUUUGCUGGAGAGAGGGGACGAAACUAUUGUAGCAGAUAGAGGCAUAAAUCUCAGCGGUGGACAACAGGCCAGGAUUAACCUAGCAAGAGCGAUAUACCGAAAAAGCGACAUCUACCUUUUGGACGAUCCUUUACACGCCUUGGAUCCGGCCGUCCAGGAAUAUAUCUUCCAGAAAUGCAUCCGAGGAUUCUUGAAGGGCGAACGGUGCGUAAUGGUGACCCACAAUUUAAAACACAAGAACAACGCCGACAACUUGGUGGUAAUGCACGAGGGCGAGAUCGUGUUCGACGGUAAACCGCAAGACGUGAAAAAUGAAAUUCUGGAAGAGAUCGCAAUCGCUGACCAAAAGGCGGCCAAAAAAGUGGAAACCGAUGACGGGGAUGAAAACGCCGACGAAACCACUAGACUGAUAAAUCGGAAAAUCGCCAAACGAAAAGUAUAUAGCGAGGUGAAAAAAGAGGGCAAAGUGGACUUUGCAGUUUACCGCAAAUAUUUUUCUUUCGGCGGCGGUUUCUUUUUGUUCGCAGCGAUCGCCAGCCUAUUCAUUUCGGAUGAGUUCACCGAUAGUUAUUCGUCGAGGCUAUUGACGGAUUGGAUAAACUUACAACAGAAAGCGACGAAUCUCUUGCUGGAAGAUAUGCUUCUAAAUGCGAGCUUUGGAAUUGGAACAGCGUACCCCAACAACAAUGACACAGUAAUCUCGGCAAUCGAACGGCAAAGAAGAGACAUCGCAGCUGUUUCAAACGACUCUAGCAUGUUUUCGCAUGAAGCAAUUCUAAAUGUUACUACACCGGUAAACUAUUCCGAAACCAUCCUUUUUGAAAUGACGGAAGUGCCAUUAUUUGUAAAUAACACUGGUACCGCCGAUACCGUAUCAAAUUUACAAGACCGCGCCAAGUGGACCCUAAAAUUGUACUCGGCGAUGAUAGUGCUUUCGUUGGUCAUAGAUCUCGUCAAACAAUUCUUGUUUCUUCACUUCGCCAGAAAGGCAUCGGUAAAUCUCCACAACACGAUGAUAGAAAGAUUGACGACCGCCACGAUGUCGUUUUUCGAUACUUACUUUAUCGGCAAUAUUUUGAACAGAUUUUCGCAAGACUUGAACGUCGUGGACGAACAUCUGCCGCACACCAUCAACAUGUUCGUGAUGGUUGUAUUGUCUUCAACAGGUAUUUUGGUAUUGGUUGCGUCGGUAAAUUUACAGUUUCUAAUACCGGCGUCGAUCCUGGUCGUUACCUUGUUCUGUAUAAGGACGGUUUACAUGCCAACGGCCAGAAGCUUAAAGCGAUUGGAGGCUGCAACACGCAGUCCUUUGAUCGGCCACCUUAAUGCCUCUAUGGAAGGCGUAACCACGAUAAGAGCGUCGAAAGCUCAGGAAAUUUUGAUCAAGGAAUUUGACCGACACCAAGAUCUCUACACGUCGGCGCACUAUAUGACGUUCUGCAUUAGGAGGGCUUUUGGGUUUUUCAUGGAUAUUAUGUCGACGAUGUUUUCCACCAUAGUCGUUGCAAAGUUGCUGUUCUUCAGUACCGGUGAAGCAUCAGGAGAUGUAGGCUUGGCAAUAACAAAAGCAGCCGCGCUAGCCGGCUUGGUGCAGUGGGCUUUGAUGCAGUGGUCUGACCUGGAAAACGAUAUGACGUCGGUCGAGAGAGUUCUGGAAUAUACGGAAGUGCCGCAGGAUCAUUACGGCGGCGAAAAGCUGAACAAUUGGCCCAACAACGGGACUGUGACAUACAAGAAUGUUUCGCUGGCGUACAAAGACGAGAAAGUAUUGAAGAAUAUCAAUUUUGAAGUACAGCCCAAACAGAAAAUUGGUAUCGUGGGUAGGACGGGAGCCGGAAAAUCGUCAAUCAUUUCUACGUUGUUCCGGUUAUACACCUACGAAGGGGACAUUUUGGUCGACGGAAUUAACAUCAAAUCGAUGGCUUUGGACUAUUACAGAGACAGGAUUUCUAUCAUCCCGCAAGAUCCCUUACUUUUCCAAGGUACCAUUAGAAAUAAUAUCGACCCGUUCCAUCGGUACUCAGACGAAGAAGUGUGGCAGGCGUUGGAUAAAGUUCAUAUGAAAGAUCACGUCGCUUUAGAACUGACGAUCACGGAUCACGGUUCCAACUUCUCGACCGGGCAGAGGCAGCUCAUCUGUUUGGCCCGAGCGAUUAUAAAGAAGAACAAAAUCGUAGUUUUAGACGAAGCAACUUCGAACAUGGACCCGGACACCGAAUUUUUGGUCCAGAAAGUUAUCGCCGACCAGUUCGUCGAUUGUACGGUGUUUAUAAUCGCCCAUAGAUUACAAUCCGUGCUGGAUUGUAAUUUUAUUAUCGUUAUGGAGAAGGGCGAGAUUGUGGAGUUUGACGAACCUCUACAUUUGAUCGAGAAUAAAAACAGUUAUUUCGCCAGCAUGCUCCAGGCGGAUAACACUCAUCUGUACGACAAGUGAUCGGAAAGAAAUUAUGUAUUAUAGUGUUAUUUUUCUGUAGUACACUGUUGUGCGAUUUUUUGAAUACAGAUUUUGCGAAUAUCACGAGUGAGAGGUGUUUUUUAGGAGUCUAAAA